AUGGCUAAGAGAACAAAGAAGGUCGGUAUCACAGGUAAAUACGGUGUCCGUUAUGGUUCAUCAUUGAGAAGACAAGUUAAGAAGCUUGAAAUUCAACAACAUGCCAGAUAUGACUGUUCCUUCUGUGGUAAGAAGACUGUUAAGAGAGGUGCAGCUGGUAUUUGGACUUGUUCCUGUUGUAAGAAGACCGUUGCCGGUGGUGCUUAUACUGUUUCUACUGCAGCUGCCGCUACUGUUAGAUCUACCAUCAGAAGAUUAAGAGAAAUGGUUGAAGCUUAA
Molecule: messenger RNA, 279 nt
Organism: Saccharomyces cerevisiae S288C
Lineage: Eukaryota; Fungi; Ascomycota; Saccharomycetes; Saccharomycetales; Saccharomycetaceae
Gene: RPL43B
Product: 60S ribosomal protein eL43 RPL43B
Exons: 2
Coding region: 1-279 (92 amino acids)
Biological process (GO): translation
Cellular component (GO): cytoplasm; ribosomal subunit; ribosome
Molecular function (GO): structural constituent of ribosome
Source: RefSeq, marked reviewed